Molecule: messenger RNA, 938 nt
Organism: Vicia villosa (hairy vetch)
Lineage: Eukaryota; Viridiplantae; Streptophyta; Magnoliopsida; Fabales; Fabaceae
Product: glycine-rich cell wall structural protein-like
Exons: 2
Coding region: 31-426 (131 amino acids)
Source: RefSeq, a predicted model, not a curated record
UAAAGACUUAAAAGCAAACAACAUAAAGAAAUGGGAAAUUUAUGCUCUGGACAUGAAAAGAGAGAGAAGAACUUUCGACAUGAAAAGAGAAAAAAACCGAGAGGUGAGGGUGGGGGAGGUGUUGGUGGAGGAGAUGAUGGAGGAGGUGAUGGUGGAGGAGAUAACGGAGGAGAUGGAACUGAUGGUGGUCAUAUAGGAGGACAUGGAACUGGUGGUAGUCACCAUCACCACGGAGGGCAUGGAACUGAUGGUGGUCACCAUGGAGGACAUGGAACAGGGGGUGGUCACCAUCACCACGGAGGGCAUGGAACGGAUGGUGGUCACCAUGGAGGACAUGCCGGCGGACAUGUUGAACAUGGAGGGGGACAUGUUGGACAUGGUGGUGAUCAUGGUGGAGGCGGUGGUGGUGGUGGGGGUGGCUUCUGAGAUUAUGGUUGUCAAUAAUUUGGAGUAUUUGAGCAUGUAUGGAGCAUUGAGUAAUAAAAGCUUCAAAGAUGCAUUUUGGAUCAAUAAAGAAAUAAGGCAAAGAAAGAAAGUAAAUAGAGUCAAGAAAAUGAUAAGUUUGAGACUGGUGUCGUUUGCCGAGCGAAGCUUCUUUCGUCGGGCAAGCUGCUGCUUCUGGUGUGGGUCGUCGAGCGAACGUGAAGAUGAAAAUUUUCCUUUGGCUACUGAGUGGGUUCGCCUCUUAGUCUCCGGGCGAGUUGUUGGUGUAAGCUCUAGAGGCCAAUACUUUUGGUACUUGUAUCGAAUUAUUUAUUAAUAAUAAAAGAUAUUUCUUUAUUAUGUUUGUUUUUUUAAAAUAAUAAAGUCCCUAGAAUAAUUAGUCUGUUUAAUGAAAUGUUAAGUGCGACUUAAUCUUGAGAUCUCAUUAAACAUAAGGACAUUAUUCUUAAAGUAUCCAUAGUCAAGCUUUAUUAUGAAGUGGGAUAACAUUAAAG